Pyricularia oryzae 70-15 is the source of this 3536-nucleotide messenger RNA. Its product is annotated as glutamate carboxypeptidase 2. The record is from RefSeq and is a predicted model, not a curated record. Bases 1212 to 3383 code for a protein of 723 amino acids. Lineage: Eukaryota; Fungi; Ascomycota; Sordariomycetes; Magnaporthales; Pyriculariaceae. The transcript has 7 exons. Gene Ontology annotation, molecular function: carboxypeptidase activity.
GCACGGUUUAGUACCGUACAGUAGAUGCAAUUUGAAUCCUGUAUUGCAUGUCACGUUAUGUUUUUUUUUCUCUCUCUCUUUUUUCCCUUCCACUGUCGUGUCAAUCCUCAAUCCACCCAACCCCAGAAACAGGCACAUUCCUGCCCCCGCUGUCGAUCAAGUCAUCUUACUGCGUACAUCUUCAUUUUCCAGUUCAUCUCAACUUCUCAAGUCAUCUUUUUAAACCCGCCAGUUCCGCCGUUUGCACCACUCCAUCCCUGAGUUUGUCUGUUAUUCACCUUGUACAGCGGCGCGGCUUGGUGUGGGUUGGCAUUUUAUUGUCCACUGAUUGUGCCCUGCAGUUCAACCAAGGUUAUGCACCAGAGAAGACGAUUCAUUCAACAGCUUGUUCGCGGACAAAGUUUUCUGGUCUGGUAGUGGUGGACCAUGCCAUCUAUCUAACUUCUUCAGACCCGCAGAACAGCUCAUCAGCAAUUACAUAUCUAUCCUCUGCGUGCGCCAUUGUGAUAUGCAAAGGUCACCGACAGCAAUACAGCUUCCUGUUCUGUCAACAAAAAUCCCACCAAAUCUUGCUCUGUGAGCUGCAGGACUUCCGAUGCGACCAAUGACGGCAUCGCCAUUAGCAGCGAUGGAGCUCAGCUCUGCUUGUACUACCUCACCUUGCCUAGAACAAGCUCCUCUCUGGAGCUACCCCGCCUUGUCGGCCUUGUGUUCUACUGCUGCUAUAUGGCAUGCCAUCCCGACCCGAUGACGGCACAAUAAAGCCAAGAUCGUCAUCGCCGACAGUCCGAUUUGUAUACCGUUCCCUGACGAGGCCGAUAACGUUAGGUACUCUAUAUGUCAUAGAAUUUGACCCUCACUCGCAAGUGCGGGGAUGUUGCUUGAAGACCCGUAAUUAGCUAUCUCGCGACUCUUGGCUGCCUUAUAUUGCAACUUUGCAUGCUUCGAGCUGCCACGAUAUGAUGUGAUCAAGGUUUUGCGUCCGGAUCCGGAGACAGUAUCUGUCUACCAGGUAUUGCCUACUUAUGACUGGAGGUGGCUCCAUUCUCGUUGAAAUUUCUGCAACUCGGUGUGUUCACCUUACUGUAUAGUUUGUAUCUGUUGCCUUGGUGGCAAUCCAUUGGUGAUACUGCGCUGAUCGCCAAAGUAGUGAGUGUCAUACACCUUGACUUGAUACAUCUUCACAUAGCAAGGCAAAACAACCGGACAAGAUGCGGCAACAACUGUCCACGUUCGCCGCUGUUGUCUUUGCCUCGGGCCUGGCCUGGGCAUGCCAGCGCGAAAGGGACCUUUUCGAGCCGCACACCCACAGGAAGCCCCUGGCAAAGCGUCAAGAGACCGAGCAAUGGCCACCAGUCCUGAAUGAGCGCGAGACGGUCAUCGUCAACGCCUUUGACAAUGUCACGAUUGAUCAAUGGUCAGAAUACUAUGGCCACCAGAACAAGCUUGGUGGUCUCGGCCGCGAGGCUGCAGAAUGGACUGCCGCCCGGUGGAACGAGCAUGGCUUCAACGCAGAGCUCAACGAGUACCACGUCUACCUCACCUACCCGCUGUCUGCAUCGCUGCACCUCACAACCGCCGACGGGGCGCGCAAGGAGAUCUCGUUGAAGGAGGACGUGCUCGAGGAGGACGACGUUACGGGCCGAGAGGACAACCAGCCCACUUUCCACGGCUACUCUGCCUCUGGCAACGUCACGGCCGAGUACGUCUACGUGGGCCGCGCGGGCAAAGAGGACUUUGACCGUCUCAUUGAGCUGGGUGUUAACCUGACCGGCAAGAUCGCCCUCGCCCGCUACGGUGCCAUGUUUCGUGGGCUCAAGGUCAAGAAUGCUCAGGACAAUGGCAUGAUUGGCUGCGUCAUCUUCUCCGACCCUGGCGACGAUGGUAAUGUCACCGUCGCCAAGGGAGUCGCCGCUUAUCCGGAUGGUCCGGCUCGGAAUCCAUCCUCCGUCCAAAAGGGUUCAGUCAUGUUCCUGAGCACCGCCCCGGGAGACCCGACCACACCAGGAUACCCAUCCCACGAGGGUGCCCCGAGGACCGGGAUCAGCAACGUCACGCCCCAGAUCCCGUCCAUCCCCAUCUCGUACACGGCCGCACAGGAGCUGCUGAGCGCCCUAGAUGGCCACGGCUUUACCCCCAGCGAGGUCAACCGCACGAGGAACGGCUGGCAGGGUGCGAUCCAGAACGUCACGUACAGCACUGGACCGGCCCCGGGUGUCACUCUGUCGCUGAACAACCAGAUGGAGGGCAAGAUUACGCCAAUCUGGAACGUCAUUGGUCGUAUCAAUGGUACCAUUGAAGACGAGACUGUUGUCAUUGGCAACCACCGCGAUACGUGGAUGAUUGGAGGCAACGGUGAUCCAAACUCUGGGUCUGCUGUCCUUGUCGAGCUUACAAAGGUGUUUAAUGAGCUUUUGAAGUCUGGGUUGAAGCCUAGGCGCAACAUAAUUUUGGCCUCUUGGGAUGCCGAAGAGUACGGCCUUGUGGGCAGCACCGAAUGGGUCGAGGACAACAUCAUUAGCCUCACAGAGACGGCAGUGGCCUACUUGAACAUUGAUGUCGCCGUCUCCGGACCACACCCCGACAUCGCCGCUACUCCCGAUCUCCACAGGGUCGCCACCGAAACCAUGAAAAAGGUCGUCCAUCCCAACUUUGGCGGCUUUAACCGUAGCUUGUACGACAUGUGGGUGGAUGCAUCGGGUGGCGGCAUGGUUGGAGUCCUGGGUAGCGGCAGUGAUUAUACGGCGUUUCUUCACCACGGCAUCAGCUCGCUAGACACUGGCAGCAGCGGCCACAGCGGAGACCCCAUUUGGCACUACCACAGCAACUACGACAGCUACCAUUGGAUGUCGACGUUUGGCGACCCGGGCUUCCUGGUCCACGCCGCCAUGGGCCAGUACCUUUCGCUGUUGGCGCUGCGCCUGAUUGACGACGAGGUCCUGCCGUUCGACCUCGGCAACUACGCCGUCGAGCUCAAGGCAUACCGCGACGACCUGGCCGAGUUUGUCCAAGAGGCCGGGCAGGACUUUGCCGGCGUCGACCUGUCGGAGCUCAACGACGCCAUUGCCCAGUUCGAGCAGCGCACCUCCGAGGUCAAGACGCUCGAGAUGCUGGCCGUGUCCACCAACAACACCGACCUCAUCAAGGUCGUCAACCACAAGUACCGGGACUUCCAGCGCGGCUUUGUCAGCCAGGGCGGCCUCCCCGACCGCCAGUUCUACAAGCACGUCGUCAUGGCUCCUGGUCUGGACACGGGCUACGCUGCCGUCACCUUCCCCGGCAUCACCGAGGGUAUUCAGUAUGCCAACGCGUCGGUGGCGCAGGAAUGGGUCAGGCGGACCGCGAGGGGUAUUUUGAGGGCUGCUGAUAUCAUCAAGACGUGAUGUAUUGAAGGGCGUUUGGGAAUGACUUUUUUUGAUGAUGCUGACGAUAAAAGAGCGUGGUCGUUACGGGGCCGUCGGUACGAGGCCGGGUUUGUCAAUGGUAAUCUCUAAUCAGAAAACACGACCCGCACGCUAGUCGGGCCUGGGGAAUAU